CAUUUCAUUAUUAGUCCACGUGGUUUUACAGUUUGCUAAUAAUAGUAGUUGUUUAAUAAUAAUAAUUAUAAUAUAUUAUAAUAAUAAAGGCAUUUGUUUGCAGGUUGCCAUGGCAACAGCUCCCCGAGCGCGUGACCGAGCCGAGAGCAUGGCUCCAGGUAAGCGUUGGACGGGACGGCUGCUUCAUCAGACUACGUUCUCUCUGGGAGAUCAGACGCCGUGUUACUCCACCACACACGCCAAGAGUUUCUCUGGCAGGAGAUACGACGGCCAGCCGCUGAUCUUCCACCUGAGUGAUCCGCCUUAUCCGUCACAGCAUCUCCGCGGCCUGGACCUCAGGAACGUCUCUGAAGGUCCCUCGUUCUCAUCCACGCACUCCAGAGACGUCCACAGUCCCAAAGAAGUCACACCGCACGACGUCCUGCGCAGUCUGAGGAACAGGAACUGGACGCGGAACCGUGAUGGUCUGGCGAUGAAGGAAGUGACCAACCCUCCUGAAGGCACCCAGUACAGGAGCUCGUACAGCUCAGAUCACUGUGGUGCCGAGCUCAGCGGGCAGUUUGGGCACGCGUCCGGUCGACCCACGCUCUGGCACCGACACGACAUCCUCACAGGAGAGGAGAGACCACCAGCAGGUCCCGGACAGCCAAAGAUCUUCUCAGUGGAGAGGGAGGUGUCUGACACACGGCGCUGGGAGAGAGAAUGCACCUCACUACGGCUCUACUGAACCACCCCGAGCUCGCACCAUGCUUUUAAUCACUCGGCACUACGGCUCGGCCCCAACACCUCACGAUUCAUUUCCUGUAGCGAGUCGAUUCAGAGUCAGUUGGAGAUCAGGUCGCGGCUCACUUUGAGGCUUCCUGAGAACUCGCCAUCGUUCUGAUCAGACACACUCGACACGACGUUCAACACUUUUCAGAUAAAUCAAGAACGAAGUUUCUGAAUAACUGUAAAAAACCUGACUUCCUUAUUAAACUGUACGAAAGUGAACGCAAAUGAUGAGUGAAGAUUAAACUCAAAAACAGAACUGACCUGAAAGCAGUUUUCAUUUCCAGUUCUUUAUAAUCAUAAACCUUUAAUUAUUUUAAUAAAUUAAUCUUUUUAAGGAUAUGAUCAGUGAACAUGUGUGAACUGUGUGUGUGUGUGUGUGUGUGUGUGUGUGUGUGUGUGGAGCGUUGUGUUAAUUUAAACAGAAAUCUGAUCAUCUCUUCAGGAAAUCUGAUGACACAAAUGACAUCACGAAAUAUUACCACUCAUCACUAAGUGGAGGAGGGGCUUUCCAAUUUCACUCCAAAUACUGAUAAACUGAAGAGUUUUAUAAAUUUUGAUGUGAUAAAAGAAUAAAGAAGUUCUGCAGCGUGACUAAGCACAUUAAACUAUUUAAAUAAUGAAUAUAACAGUAAAAUGUUUAAUAUGUUUUUUAUAUUAAUGAACAAAGAUGUCCUGGGGGGGUCUCGCUGUAACUUUGUGACAUCACAACCACAACUGUACAUGGCCACGCCCCCAGAUCAGAUUUAUACUCUGUAACAAAGACUCCUUAAGGCGAGUAAAAUACACAUUCUGUGUCUGUAGUAAUUAUUAUAACGAGUGGAGUCACAUGGUUUAAAGUCAGGUAUCAGACUAACGUGUAUCCGGCGCUCGCGGCUGUGUAGCGCUGGGUCACGCGGAGGCUAUUUUGGGACACGCGGCUCCGUUUUCUUGCCCUACAUACCGCGACCUCUUUUACUCAACACACACACAUACACAGAGCGAGACAGCCUUUUAAACUCCAAACACACCCUCCAUGCUAUGAGCUUGUUUAUCUGUGUGUUUACGCCGAGAUAAAUGAUCAGAAGUCUUUAAUGUGACAAUGUUUUUUUUUUAGAUUCAGUUCUACGGGACAGAAAAGAAAUAAAACUGACAUUAAACAUAAUCUCAAGAAUCAAAGACCAUAUAAAUAAUAAAGACAAAUACGUCUCAUUUCACACAAAGGGAAGACUUUGAUCUAUAAAGAAGAAAGUACGGUAAGUUUAGAUCUUAUUAGAGCUGCAUGAUUUGAUGAUAAAAAAAAAAAAACAUCACAUUACAAUUAUUUAGACAAAUAUUGCGGUUUAAUCUGCACUACCAUUUUUUAUUCAAAUGUAUAUAUCAAAAAUAACAGAUAAGCAAGACGAUGUUUCACGUCCGACGUAUUAAAUAUAAAUCCUCUUCAUAAACCCCUGAUUGUUUACAUCACCUGUAAUAAACUGCAGCCUGUUAUAAUUAUAUAAUUGCACGGGUACGUAUCGUGAUUUUAAUCUUCAUGUGAUUAAUCGUGCAGCUCUACCGCACUCACUGACGUUCAUUAUUUUGUAGACAGGAAAUAAAAACACACUUAACGCAUCCUCUGUAUCGUAGAGAAACGUGUUAGAUUAAUGUGAUCAUCGCACAUGAUGAGGCUCAGUGACGCGGGUCAC
Messenger RNA from Clarias gariepinus (North African catfish), 2435 nucleotides. RefSeq lists its product as uncharacterized. The record is from RefSeq and is a predicted model, not a curated record. Lineage: Eukaryota; Metazoa; Chordata; Actinopteri; Siluriformes; Clariidae. Bases 110 to 727 code for a protein of 205 amino acids. The transcript is spliced from 6 exons.